This is a messenger RNA of Ruditapes philippinarum (Manila clam), 3896 nucleotides long. RefSeq names its product protein turtle homolog B-like. The transcript is spliced from 15 exons. NCBI's taxonomy places the organism in Eukaryota, Metazoa, Mollusca, Bivalvia, Venerida, Veneridae. The coding region runs from base 345 to 3062 and encodes 905 amino acids. The record is from RefSeq and is a predicted model, not a curated record. Gene Ontology annotation, molecular function: protein binding.
CGUUCAGAUACGCGGAUGUGAUGCAUGAGAUGUUAAUCAGAUGAAAUUAUUUCGAGUACCGAUACUUAAAAUUAAUAAUAUUGUUUCUUUUGUGAAGAGAAUAUUUGCACGAACAUUUCAGAUCUGUUUUUUUUAUAUGCAAAUUUUAAGAUUCAAGUUUUAAGAUUGACUGUUUAUAUUUUAACACUUUGCUGUUGACUGUUGAUUUAUUUCAGCUAUAAUUAUGGAGGCAAAUAAGGAGUUGUACUUCCUGGUCGAAUAAUGUGUUUCGGGAGAUUAGGAAGCCUAUCUUAAGUUCACUGAUUUAUCUAUCCAGUGUAUCCAUCUCGCCUGUACCAGUUAAAAUGUAUAUUUCGUGGACAUUUAUCUUUUGUAUUGUUUUACAUCAUCGGAAUUUUGCUACAGGCAUUGUGACGUCAGUAAGUAUCAACGGAGAUGACAGUGUAGUUGAAGGAAAGUCCAUUACACUAAAAUGUGUGGCUACGUGUAACAAUAGCACGUGUACCUUCAAAUGGAAUGGACCUUAUUUACCGUCCAUCACCAGCCAGCCGAAUCUUUUACUUGACAAAGUAAACAGAAACUACAGUAACAAAAGUUAUACUUGCGUUGUGACUGAUUCGGGAGAUAAUAACAGAAAAGAAGCCAAGACAUCAUUUGUUGUAUUUUAUGGACCUGACACUGUUUCCAUAGCAGCAGGACCUCACCUCAACGUGACAGUAGGGGUCACGUAUAGCAGUUACGAUGUAUCAUGCAAGGCAAGUAAUUGUUACCCGCCAUGUAACACUUUUAAAUGGACAAAGUUGCGUGAAUCCACACCUAUAUCAACACAGACGCGACUGUUUAAAAUAGAUAAAGAUAUCCAGAAAGAUGACGCAGGAAGUUACAGUUGUUCAGCGUCAAACGAUAAAUCUGAACCGAAAACAGCACCGCUGACUAUCACUGUAAAUUAUCCGCCAACUGUCCGACUGACCUGGCUAGAAAAUGAGAAAAAAUUAAAAUGCCAGGCUGAAGGGGUUCCGAAUAAUUAUGACUUUCAGAGGAUCAAACAAUUCAUGGAUACAACUUUUCUUAAGAGUUAUGACGUCAUUCAGACAGAUGCCACCGCUACGUUAACGUUUAAAGAAAAUACGUACCAAAUGACCGGCAAAUAUAUCUGUUACGUUACCAAUGGAAUAGGUAGUCUACAAAGCGGUUCAAUUUCACUAAAGAUUGAAGACAAACCACAAGUCGUCAAGCAUAUCAAUCAUUACAAUGUUUCUAAAGGCAAAAAUCUUGAUGUCAAUGUGGAGCUAUAUUCAUUCCCUACAGUAACAAAAAGUCAAAUUAGUGUCAAAUCAACCUCAGGUCGUAACCCUUUUAUAGUCAGUGAAUUAAAAAAUAAAACUGUCAACGUUACAUUUCAUGGAAUACCUUUAGAUAUGCCGGGGCAAGAACUCGUUCUGUCGUUGAAGGAGGCUUUAGAGGAACAUUUUACUAAUUUCACUAUAACAAUUGGUAAUAAUUUCGGCUCCAUGACAACUGAUAUUAUUAUUUAUCCUGAAGGACCACCAGAUAUUCCCAUAAUUUUCUCUAAGUCUGAUACUUCACCACAUUCAGUUAGUUUUUUACUGGUCACUGGGUUUUUCAAUGGAGGUGGACAGACGAUUGUGGUGGAACAUAGAUCAGGUCAAUCAGAAUGGUUAAAUGGAACAACCAAAUAUGCCGGCGAGGAGAAGAAUAAAAGUAUGAUUGUAGCAGUUAAAAGACUAGAUCCAGAGACCACAUACGAGUUUCGAGCCUACGCUUUCAACGAGUAUGACUGUAGCAAUUAUACAGAUGUAAUCAAAGAGACAACAUCCGCUGAGGAAAGAUACACAGGUGCGAUAGUUGGAGGGGUGAUCGGGGCAAUUCUCUUGUUGGUCAUCAUAGCUGGGCCGCUGGUUUGGAUACGAAGAAAGAAGAGGAAAGAACCAAACAGCGGCACGUACAUUAAAAGAAACACAGAUUUGACUUUGAAGAUGCCUACUUCGCCGGAAUAUGAGAAUAAUUAUCGGUCCGACCAGACAAUGUUUACCGACGAGCCCGGAUGUCCCGUCACCCCAGACCAACCUUCAAAUAUUUACGAAAAUACCAAAUUAAAGACCGGAAAUGAGGGUAAAGUUAAUGAUGUGCCAUACGACAUUCCUCCUAACAAAGACAAAUCCAGAUUUACCCCAUAUGAUACUCCUCGAUCAAAUCAAGGUUUGUACCAAAAUCCUUUGUCAAAAAGCCAACAUUACGAUGUUCCUCAGCAACCAAAAGGAGAAAAGUGCAAUGAACAAUCAAACAAUUAUCUGUACGACAUUCCAAGGUCUAAAAAGAAUAUUUAUCAACUUCCUAAACCCAUUAAGGACGUGCACAAGUCAAACAAGAUACCGAGUUAUGGAAACUCUAAGUUUGACCGUGGUCAUGAAGGAAAGGAACUUUACGACAAUCCUACGUCACAUGGUACAAGCAUAAGAGGAGAUGUCAGUGACAAUGUGGACUCCAUUCCUUCGUAUUUAGAUUUGAAUAAUCCAAACACAAAUUUAGUGGAGGAAGCCUAUGUGGAUGUUACCAAUCCCAAAGGCAAACCAAGACUUAACAAACAAGGAACAAGUAUUGACGAUGAUUAUCUUGAUAUGAAUGAAGUUAAUAAGAUAAAAGAGUCACCAUAUGUUAAUGCUAAACGUGCAAGCAAACCUUCCGAACAUUUAGAUAAUGGAUGUAAUAAAGAUGAAAAGGAUUAUCAAAAUGUGGAGCAUUAUAAGAAGAGUAAAGGUCCGCCUGCUGUUGCCAAGAACAAGAAACCAAAUAAAAAGGCGAAUAAAGAAGUUAAUGAAAGAAUUGCAGAUACUGAAGAAGAAUCCAAAGACUACCAGAAUAUUGAAAAAUAUAAACAAAUUCCUAAACAACCUAGUCUUGAAUCGAACGAGCUGUAUAUGACAAUGUCAACAGAAUCAAAAAGGGAAAGUGCGAUUUCUCUGCCAGGUUUCCAUGCUCCGCCUCCCCCUACCGUUCUUGAAGAGGAAUAUAUGAAUAUACAAAUAGGGAAAGGAAAGUAAUAUGAAGACAAAUUCUUAUUUCCCGAACGACAAUAUUAAUAAACAGAUACUUAGUUUGUGAAUAUUUAGAGUCAGCUAACUUUUGACUUUAUUGCAUUAACCGCUGCUCGAAAACUAUAUACGUCAUUUUCGGGAUAAAUAUUAAGUGUCUUCUCCUUAUAGUAAAAAAAAGUUGACGUAAAAUAAGAGAACAUGAAAAACUGCAAUAAAUGUGAAGAACAAAGAGGAAUGAAUAUGAUUCACUUAGCGUUAUGUAUCAUAUGAAACUGGUGCUUUUAAUCAAAUGCAAUUUUUACAUUGAGCAAAUGAGAUAUUACAAGGAGUGACAAUUGUGUUUAAAUAUAUGUUUCGAAAAAGAAAAAGUCGGUAACUGUUUUGAAACGUUUUGAAGUCCUUUAUGCGAUGAUAAAGUCGCCGAAAAAAAUCUCGUCUGAGCCUUAACUCAAUGUGAAGCAAAAAGUUGGACAAUCAAAAGGAAGGUGGACUCUGUGCUACGACUGUUGGUUUCUUCUAUAGAAUAAGAACGGCCAAAUAAACUCCCUCAAAUCAACCUCUUGGCUUGAUGAGAUUAAAACAAUUCAAAUUUUCUAUUGGUUAGAACCAAGACGGCGAAUAACAGAAGCUAUUCGUUAGGAAAAGGAUAGACAGUAACAACUUUAUGUCAUUAAUAGUAUAGAAACCAAACGAACGAUGUGAUAUAUGAAUUGAAUGAUAGUAAAUGAAUGUUAAUCACUUUAUACACUGUAUAUUUCUCUUACAUAUAUUCUAAAUCUGUAUCACUUUUAUCUCAUAAGCAUAAAUUUAUUCUUUCAAUUAUAUUUUUAUAAAAAUAGA